UUCCUGCAGAUCCUUUAAAAGUCUUAAAUAACAUUUUUAAAAUUUUGUCAUAAAAUGUUUUAAAUGUUCUUGAAUUUUCUCUUGAUAGGUUUUACUUGGUAGAUUUUGCCACAAAUUUUUAUCAAAACAUCUUCAUCUGUGCCUUCUCUUGUUUGCAUUAUAUGUUAAUUUUCUUAUUUGUGGAUUUGCUUGUUUAUGAUGCAAUUCAUAGUAUCAAUGGUAGCUUAUUACAUGCAAAGAUGGGUAGAUUUGAUCUCAAGUUAAAAAAGGACAGGGAAUGGUUGUAUUAUAUUAAUUUAUUACAUUUAUGGACUUAGGACAGCACACAUUAAUAAAGAUAUCCGCUGGCACAUUAAUGUAAAUAGGCUAGAAUUAGCAUUAUAGCUAAAUUUCAGUUGUCCUAAGGCAGGUACUUACACAAAGCAGUCUAAUCAAGUAAUGUCGUAAGAUCAAUAAGUGAGUAAAUAGGCUGACAGUUGUAUCUCAGUAAGUGAGUCAAUAAAAAGCAGUUAUUACAGAUUAAAUAAGGGGUAAAAAUGCAGUUAUUGCACAGAAAUUAACAGAUAGUCAUUUAGUGCACAGUUGAUAAAUCAGUAAAUUAGCAGUUAUUGCACAAUGAUGAUUAGAUCAUUUUUCAUUGCAAUGCAGAGUGAAUAAAAUAUAAGUAAACAGUAAUUUCCCAGUCAGUUACUUAUAGUUUAACAUUACACAGAUCUGUUGUUAUUUCAGAGUAAAUAUGGAUUAUAUGAGCUGCUAUUUCUCAAGAAUUAAUGCCAAAGAAAGUCAAUUAAUAUACCUGUUUGACAAAUUCCCCUUUAAAAUGACUAAAGAGACGAACUUUUCCAACUUUUACCCAAACAUAUACUUCAGUUCAAUCCUAUUGCUUCCCUUAUGAUCUCUAACCACUACUUAAUUAUCAAACCAUCCCAGGCUGCAUUGGCCUACUCUUUUUUGACAUGUUGCACCUCUGUAGGUGAUUAAUGACUGUGGCAUUACUCCAAACAGACCUCACUAAUGUCCGUACAUCAUCAUGACGACCAACCUGAAUCUGCUCUCUCAGCAGAAAAUGGACUCUGAGCACGAGGCAGAGGGGUCAUGCUCUCCUUCAGACUCAAUGAUGAGUGAAUCACCGCAGCGCUUUCAGGUCAUCUCCACUGAGCCUGCCACAACACCACAGCGAAUACAGAUUGUAACCGACCAGCAGACAGGUCAGAAGAUCCAGAUAGUGACAGCAAUCAAGCCGCCCAGCGCUCCGAAACAACAGUUCAUUCUGACUGCAGCUGACAGUUCCGGGGCAGGCAAGGUUAUCCUGACCUCUUCAGACAGCCACAAUGCAAAGCAGCUCAUCUUCACUGCUGCAGACAGCCUGAUGCCUGGAAGGAUACAGAUUGUAACAGAUCCUGUGUCAAUGGAACGGUUGUUAGGGCAGGCAGGGGAAUUGGGGCGAGCACAGCCAGUGGAAUACUGUGUGGUGUGUGGGGACAAGGCUUCAGGUCGUCACUAUGGAGCAGUCAGCUGUGAGGGAUGUAAAGGCUUCUUCAAGAGGAGCGUGAGGAAAAACCUGACCUACAGCUGCCGCAGUAAACAAGACUGUGUCAUCAACAAACACCACCGCAAUCGCUGCCAGUUCUGCCGGUUGAGGAAAUGCCUUAAGAUGGGGAUGAAGACUGAAUCUGUCCAAAGUGAGAGAAAACCCAUCGAUGUAUUACCCAGAGAGAAGCAUACAAACUGUGCUGCCUCCACCCAAAAGAUCUACAUUCGUAAGGACCUAAAUAGUCCGCUUAUCGCCACACCAACCUUUAUCUCGGAUGCUGAGACAGACGGCUCAAGAUCCAGCCUGCUUGACCAAGGGAUGUUGGUUAAUAUCCAGCAGCCAAUCAUUCAGAGUGAUGGGACUCUACUGCUGGCUGCUGACUCAAAGAUGGAGUCUGGUCAGGGGGACUUGGGGACCCUGGCCAAUGUAGUGACAUCACUGGCCAACCUGAGUGACUCACUGAAAGAGAAUCUAAACAACAGCGAUACCUCGGACAGCCAACAGGAGGAGCAGUCUACCAGUGAGAUAACACGUGCCUUUGACACCCUGGCCAAAGUUUUCAGCCCACAUGAGGCAGGUGCCGGACAGAGACUGGCAGAGAAGUCACAGUGUGUCGGUGAAACAACCAUUCAACUGAUUGGACGAGACCAAGAGACCCCCAUUAUUGAGGUGGAAGGACCCCUGCUCACAGACAGCCAUGUCGGCUUUAAGCUGUCCAUGCCGAGCCCAAUGCCUGAGUAUCUGAAUGUACACUACAUCUGUGAGUCAGCAUCCAGACUUCUGUUUCUCUCCAUGCACUGGGCACGAUCCAUCCCGGCCUUCUCAGCUCUGGGUCAGGAGGCACACACCAGUUUAGUGCGAGCCUGCUGGAACGAGCUGUUCACUCUGGGUUUGGCUCAGUGCGCUCAUGUGAUGAACCUGUCAACGAUCCUCACCGCCAUCAUCAACCACCUUCAGAGCAGCAUCCAGGACGACAAGCUUUCAGGGGAGAGGGUGAAGCAGGUGAUGGAGCAUAUCUGGAAGUUCCAGGAGUUUUGUAACAGCAUGACGAGGCUGGAAACUGACAGCUAUGAAUACGCCUAUCUGAAAGCUAUCGUUCUCUUCAGCCCUGAUCAUCCAGGUGUGGACAACAGUGGGCAGAUUGAAAAGUUACAAGAGAAAGCCUUGAUGGAGCUGCAAGAUUAUGUGCAGAAAACGUACCCUGAGGACACCUACAGGCUGACCCGCAUUCUGACUCGUCUCCCAGCACUUCGCCUCAUGAACUCCAGCAUCACAGAAGAGCUCUUCUUCACUGGUUUGAUCGGUAACGUCUCUAUCGACAGCAUCAUUCCCUACAUCCUCAAAAUGGAGACGGCUGAGUAUAACAGCCAGGACUCUGACCCAUCACAAUGACAGCCAAUCACUUCAACACUCCAGCAACCUGGACUUUGAAAUUCAAGAUUAGAGACUCUCCACUUCAGGACUUCAGGUACGCCAUGUCUCUCAAAGGGUUAACGGUCCAAAACUCUGCAGGGGGGCCCUAUUUCAACAACACAUGGUGCAAACUCAUUCAGGAAUCCUUCAUAGAAAAGAAAAAUCUGGUUUUGUAAAGCCAGAGUGACACCUGGAAUGUUUUCUGAAGCUCAGGCGGUUCAGUCAUUUUGAGUUUUGGGCCUAAACUCUGAGCUGAAUUAAAAAAAGGAAUCCUCUGCAGCUGCAUCUGCACUCAUCCCCUUUACGUCUUUAAAGCACUUCAAGAUAAAGUUGUGGGAACUUUACCUUCUGAGCUAAGCCUUUUUUGUCUUUUUAAAGCCUUACCAUGCUCUUAUGUUGAUUCUAUACAGAUAUCUCCAAGGUUAUUUGCAGAUAUCAGAUAAACUUCCUUUAUAAGCUCAGUCAAAAAUCUAACAUGAAUCCUAAAGUAAAAAGUAGGACUGUAUCUAUUUAAAAGCCGAAUCUUAAACAAGUACUCGCUUCUUCAUGUGCUUGCAUUGGUAACAGGUAACAUCAGAGCAUAAAUACAACAUGAUAUUUCUAUGACUGUGUUUUUGUCUGGAGAAUUUAAACUUUUACACGGACUAAUUAUGGCUUUCCUGAAUGUCAUAUUACAGGGAAUUGAAGUAUGCCCAAUCAUAGUUUUUUAUGUUUUCAAGCUCAACGACUGACUGAAGUUUCUCAAAGUUGCCAUAUAAUUUAAAGUUCUUGAGUUUUGACAACAUUAAAAUAAAAAUUUCAGUGGUAAUCAUCUAUAAAAGUCAAAUCAGCCUGCCAUUAACAAGUAAUUUCAGCUCUACUAUGGAGGUGUAUCUGCAAAGCUUUGAGGUGAAAUAAAUCCUGUUCAUAGCUCAUGAGAGUUUGACAGACUUCAGAGGCCUGGACUAUGAAGCAGGAUUUGAAGAGAACGGGGUAACUUCAGGUUUAAAGUGAUGUUUUCAGCAUUAUGAAGGUGGUUCACUUCUUACUGAGUAGACCACCAUGUUACUAAUGCUGAUCACCAAAGAGUGUCCACUGAGAAUUUAGGAGUGUAGAUCAGAGCUCUAUGAGCUGAGAGUGGAUAGGGGGAUAGAUCAGCAAGCACUUAGAGUUUAAAUAUAAAAGGUUUGUAUUUAUUCACAGAUAUCAUUCCUCAAUAAGGACUAAUGUAAGCAACCUGGGGUCUGAGACCCCUCAGUGGGUUGAGAGAAAUUUCACGGGGGGUGUGAGGAAAUGCCUGCUUUGACGUUGUUGAAAAUAAUUUUGCACAGUUCAUGCAUAGUUUCACAGUUCAUACAGUGGUCCUUGGAUGAGAACAUUUGUGUUCAGGGCUACUUUAUUUAAAUAAAAAAAAGAUUAUAAACCGAUGUCAACUCUUGACAUAAAUGUCUCACUAAUUUGUGCACUCACAUCUGGCACUUGUCUGAUCUUCCUGCACUUUUUGCUGCAGCUGCCAUAAUUUUAACCUGGAUUAUGUCUUUAGUUUGUAAAAUACUUUGAUUUGUAUAGCAGACUUGAUCCUUUUUAUGGUUGGUUAAUGCUGCUUAUCCUGUAAGGCUGUAAUUGAAAUUUAGAUUAAAUCGUAAUAUGGCCUACUGCAAUUUUUGAAUCUUCGAGGGGACAGUAUUCCUUUGUCUUAGGUGUUUCUCAAUAGUUUGAAACUUUUUUUGCAGCAGAAAUAUUAUGCUUUACACGUUAUGCAAACAUUUGAGCAUCUGUUUUUUUUUUCACUUUAUAUUAAAUUUGCAAUUCGAGUAAAAAAAAUCAAAUUCUAAAUUAUUUCACAAUUAUUCAGCCCUAGUUUAAUCUACCUAAUAAUGUGUUGGUUAUAAUAUAGACCCGUUUAUUGCUCAUGUUUGUUCGACAAAAAACAUAAGGAACUCAAAAACUGAUCACAUAUUAAAUCACAGUUGCAUUACUGGAAGCAUACAAUCACAAAUAGGUUAUUUUCCCAAAUUGUCAGCCCUAUACUCUGCUUCUUAGAUGUGAUCAUGCUUGCAGGAACUCUUACAUUUCUUAUCAGAUUGACAGCAGCAUUGUGUCAUUGUUGAGCAGGACCCUCCUUUGUUAGUGAAGCCAGAGAUCAGAGAGAGAUCACAGUCAGAAUGCUUUUAUUGUCAUUGUUAGGUCAACGUAAGAGUGAAACUGUUUGGUGCAACAGCAAAAUCACAGGAUACAGAGUAAAAAACAACAUAUAAUUUGGUCCUGGUUAUCCUGAGCACGCUUCAUAGUGAAGGCCUCUUUGUAACGUCUAGCUCACACUCAGUCAUAUCAGCUGAAUCAGCAUGUUAAAAUAAAAUGUUUUUCUUUUUUCUUUUUUUAUAUAUAUUUUUUUUACCUCUCGGUUGAUGUUAGUCUUGAAGUCUUACAAUGUUAAGGUACUCCAUUAUGUUAUCAUGAAUAUGUUGCUAAAAUAACCAGUGCAAUCACCUCAUCUCUUUUUCCCUGUAUGACAAUCAAUUCCUUCUGUCCAUUUUUGUUGUAACCGCUCUGCUAAAUCUUUAUUUCAUAUGUACAUUUAUCAGUAGUGAAUAUUUCCUUUAAGAAGUUAGGUAAUCUCAAAGAUUUGACUUUGAAAAUACAUAUGUGUAGCUCUGCUACAGUGCACAUCAAUCAGCUUAUGUGGCAUUCCCUUAUGUUCAUGCUGACUAAAACUUUAUGUUUGUACGUUUUUUUAUUUACUUUAAUAUGUUUUGAACAUUUUUUUGCAUACUAAGUGUACUUAAAGUACUUUUGGGCAGGUUUCCCAUAUUAAAGACAAGAAAAAUCAUGGGAGCUGGUCUCGGGUGCAUAAAUGUCUUGAAGACUGAAUAUGAGCAUCAGCCUUCCUGCUUCUAUGAUGGCUUAAAAUGAGCAUCCACCGCAAUGUAAAUGGAACGGGAUGUAAAGAAGGAAGCAAAGAUUAUGUCUUGUGGAAUUAUGUCAAUUGUAUUAUUUGGGUUUAAAGCCCAUAGAGACUGUUUGUAAAGGCACUGUAUUGAAAUGGCCUUCCUACAUGUAAUUUCAUAAAAUGAGUGCAUGUUGUUUAUAAGCGUUUUAUAUACUUGUUGCUGUCUGUUCUUCUAAGGAGCAUUGUUAUCAUUUCAUAGUGCAUUGCAGUGCAUGAAGUUGCUUAAGUGCAUUUAAAUGCUGUAUGGAAAAAUGUUACUUUAAAUGUUGUGGCUUUAAAUAUUUACUAUGAGCAGCUCCCACUUUACAGGACUUUAGAUCACUUUUUUCCAGCUUUGUGGAUUGAGUAUCCUCUGUUUAAAUUUUUAUACUUUGUUAAUGUCAUUUGUAUUUUUUGCACAUGUAAAAUGUGUUCCUUCAAACAUUGAACAACAUUCAGACAAUAGUCACGGUCCGCCUAGGUUUGUCACAGCCCUACAUUUCUACCUCAAGCCGAAAAAGAUAUAAAACAAAUGUAUGAAAGACUAAGCGCCUGUAUCAGCAUUCCAGUCUCUGCGGCUGGCUUCUCUGAAGCCACACAUCCUGAAAAAAAUAAACAAUUAAUAGUGAAAAAUACAAAGGCUGUGUCUGUUAAUGCUGAGAAGAAUUGAGAACAGUGUUUCUGCUACCAGAGUAUUAUUGCUUGAUAAAACAAUCUUUUACCCCUGACUACACAGACAUCCAAG
Molecule: messenger RNA, 6600 nt
Organism: Cheilinus undulatus (humphead wrasse)
Lineage: Eukaryota; Metazoa; Chordata; Actinopteri; Labriformes; Labridae
Gene: nr2c2
Product: nuclear receptor subfamily 2, group C, member 2
Exons: 14
Coding region: 1031-2926 (631 amino acids)
Biological process (GO): cell differentiation; positive regulation of embryonic development; positive regulation of transcription by RNA polymerase II
Molecular function (GO): zinc ion binding; RNA polymerase II cis-regulatory region sequence-specific DNA binding; nuclear receptor activity
Source: RefSeq, a predicted model, not a curated record